AGGCUAUUUUAUAAAGGUGUCAAAUGGGCAAGUUCUCUUCCUUCUGGUGAAAGAUUAACUCCAAAGCCCAAUAGCUAUUUUUUUCGUCUAAAUUCAGAGAACUAUCUCCUUUCUUUCAUCAACUGGUAUCUUUUAGACCUAUCCCCGCCCACCCAAUGUAUUUAUAAAUACGUUUCUUCUUUAUUUGACAAUCAUUCCUGUCCUAUCGAACAUGGCUCACGUGAAGAAUGGGAACAUCCAAAAGAUAGACCCAGAGGAUACCUUUCUCCUGGUACCUGAUAAGAUGAAAUCCCAGAUGGAUUUAGAGACUGCGUUGCAGGAUAGUGCCAAAGCGCUUGACCUCUUCCUCAACAACCGGUUCUCUGACGCCUUGGAUCUCCUCAGACCCUGGAGGAGCCAGAGUAUGUACCACGCUGUGGGCUACAGCAGCAUGCUGGCCAUGCAGGCGGGCAUGACCUUUGAACCCAGGGAUGUUGAAAACGCCAUGACUGCUCUGAAGGAGUCUCUGCAGACGUGCCAGAUGUUCCGGAAGAAGACUACCAUGGUGGAGGCCAUCACUGAAAUGUUUUAUAAGCAGCCAGCUGACAACUUAACUGAAGAGGAGAUGCAUGCGGAGUUGUGCUAUGCUGAGGCGCUAUUGCAGAAGGCUGCACUCACUUUUCUGGACGAGAGCAUGAUCAGCUUCAUCAAAGGAGGCAUCAAGAUCCGCAACAGCUUUCUGAUCUACAAGGAAUGUGAUGAUAUGUCAACCAUGGCAAAGAACCAGUCUGACCAGAUGAGCACACAAGCUCACUUCAGGAGUGGUGUGAACAUGGGCAUUGGUUCAUUUAACUUGUAUUUGUCUCUCUUGCCGAGCAAGGUCCUCAGACUGCUGGAGUGGAUGGGUUUCUCUGGAGACCGGGAAGUGGGUCUGUCCAAGCUGAGGGAGGGGGCAGCCAACAACAGCCUGCGCUCCAUCCUCAGCACUCUGUGCCUCCUGAUGUACCACCUCUACAUCAGCGUCAUACUGGGUACUGGUGAGCCGAACCUGGUAGAGUCUGAUAUUCUUCUGGAGCCCUACAUUGAAAAGUUCCCCAAUGGGGCCCUCAUUCUCUUCUACCAGGCCAGGAUUGCUGUGCUCAAGGGUAACUUUGAAUUUGCCCAGAAGAAGUUCCUGGAGUGCAUAGCGGCGCAGCAGGAGUGGCGUCAGAUCCACCAUCUGUGUUACUGGGAGCUGAUGUGGUCCUACUCCUUCCAGCAGGACUGGCUGGAGGCCUACCAGUAUGCAAACCUUCUCUGCAAAGAGAGCAAGUGGUCCCAGGCUAUGUACGUGUUCCAGAAAGCUUCCAUCCUCAGCAUGAUGCCAGAGGAGGAGGUGAAGAAAACUGGGGAGAAUGUGGAACAGUUGUUCAGGCAGGUGGAGAGCCUGCGGCUGCGGAUUGCAGGGAAGUCUAUCCCAACGGAGAAGUUCGCCGCGAAGAAGGCUCAGCGGUACAGCGCCGCAACCCCAGUGACGCUGGUGAUUCCUGCCAUGGAAAUGAUAUACGUUUGGAAUGGCUUCACCAUCGUUGGCAAAAGGCCUGAACUGACAGAGAGCAUUCUGGUCACUAUCGAGAAAGCAGAGGAGCAACUGAAGAAUGACCCAAAUCCAUCAGAGUACCACGUGGAUGACCAGUGCAUGGUCCAGAUGCUGAAGGGGCUGUGUCUGAGACACCUGGGCCGUCUCGACCAGGCCCAACUCUGCUUCACACACGUCAUCUCCAGUGAAAACAGGAUCAAGCAUGACCGCUACCUAGUGCCAUACAGCAUGUAUGAACUGGGUCUUCUCUACAAGCAGCAAGGAGACUUGGGGAAGGCUACCACCACCAUAGAAAAUGCCAAGCUGAACUACAAGGGUUAUAGCAUGGAGUCGAGGCUACACUUCCGUAUCCAUGCUGCCCUUAACACAAUGGGGACCUCGGUGGCCAAACUUCCACCCCACCGCACGUCAGCUUGAGGACUGUAAAAGGUUGCGUCAAUUGAAUCUGGUAUCAGGAUUAAAUGUGAUUCAGAGUCACCGAAUAUACUUUAAUUAUUUUUAUUUAACAUAAGCGAUAAAUGGUAAAUGCAAUUUUCGUAUAUACGGGUUCACUGUAUCACCACGCAGGGUAAAGCAGAGAACUGACUGAAAUAGUACAGACAUCUUCUUUUAUACUGUGACAGAUGUAGUUCCAACUUUAGAGUUGGCCUGUCACAGUAGAGGCUUAGCGUGGUUUAAACUUGCUAGCCUAUCGGUGGUGCCCAGGCUGGUCCCAGCCUCACAGCACACAGGAUCCAGAUAUCCGGAAGUGUUAGUUGUGAAGUUUGAGCUGAGUUGUCGGUGGCUACUCUGCUCAGUUCCUGUUUUCUUGUUAUUAAGCAUUUUUCCAUCUUGUCUCAACCUUGUGGUUUGCACAGUCAAGACCCUAGAUUAACAACAGCUUUUCUGCAGUCAUGCUAUGUUUUGUGAUUAACAUGUCCUAUUUCUAUAAGGCAUAUAUUUUUGUUAAAAAGAGAACAAAACCAUCCUUCACAGGACGUAAAGGUAAAAUGCGCCACUGCCAACGAGGAAUUGCUGAAUAUCUUGGGUCCAUUCUACCUUGAUAUGGAGGUGUACAGACUUGAAAGAGCCUUGAUUAUAGUACACUUAGAAAAAGCCUGCACUUAAAAUGUAAAUGGUGCAAAAUUAGAAUUUGAGUCUUUUCUGUAGGGUCGACUCAUGACUAGAGAUUUGAGUGCAUAACUCAUUUUAAGCACAAAUCUUCCAUUUGUAAUCGAUACAUGAUUUACAAGAAACGUGUGAGCUACACACUUGGAUCUUAAGUUAGGAUAUGGCCUAAAUGUUUUGGGUUUAGCCUUUGAUUUGAGUCUGUAAAGACAUGUACCUCUACAGUUUGUCUGUUCUCUUAUAUUUAUGUUCUAUACACAUUAUGCUGUUAUACAUUCUGCUCUGUUUCAUUUUAUGCUAAUUUAACCAAUUAAUUUACAUUUGAACACAUGGUUCUUUAUUAUCCACAGAUAUGAAGGUGCACUGGAAAUGCAAAGUUUUACCUGUCAUUGUACUAAGUGAUUACUCAAAAGAUUUUGACAAAUAAAACUGUUGGAAUGGA
This is a messenger RNA of Salvelinus fontinalis (brook trout), 3107 nucleotides long. Its product is annotated as tetratricopeptide repeat protein 39B-like. Bases 212 to 1975 code for a protein of 587 amino acids. The transcript is spliced from 18 exons. The record is from RefSeq and is a predicted model, not a curated record. NCBI's taxonomy places the organism in Eukaryota, Metazoa, Chordata, Actinopteri, Salmoniformes, Salmonidae. Gene Ontology annotation, molecular function: protein binding.